AUGCCAAGUCUUACUCUGCCCCAAGUACCUCACUACCAGCCGGCUCUUCCGACUCACGAGGAUCUGCCUUAUGCAGACUUGGCUGUCAUUGACUUAUCCAAGGCCCACACACUUGAAGGCCGAACAGAACUCGCUGCGGAGCUUAAGAACGCCCUGCUCACGCAUGGCUUCUUUUAUGUAGUCAACCACGGGUUUUCUCACAAACAGACCGAACGCAUGUUUGACAUAGCCGAUGUGCCGAUUGCCUGUGUAAGCGACGAAGAAAAACUGGCUUUAGAGGGAAACCCUCGUGAUACAGGAGUAUACUCAGGCUACAAGCUUCGACAAUACUGGCAUCUUGAUGCUGGCGUUCGCGAUCAACAGGAGCAUUAUAACAUUACUAGACACGUAAAUGACUCCAGGCAACCUGAAGUUCUGGUUCCAUACCUCCCGGAGGUUCAAGCCCUCAUUGAACACAUGCAUUUCAGUAUUCUUCACCCGACGUUGAGAAUAAUGGCGUUAAGUCUUGAGCUCCCAGAGGAAACUCUUGUGAAACUUCAUGACUAUGAUGGUCCCAAUGGAACCUGGUUGAGGUUUCAAAAAUAUUUCCCUCGCACUGAGGACGACGAAGUCAAGACCAAAAAUGUCUGGAUGAAGGGGCACACGGAUAUUGGCACCUUGUCCUUCCUCUGGAGCCAACCUGUGGCUGCAUUGCAGAUUCUGACCGCAGACGAAUGGCACUGGGUCCGGUACAUUGAAAAUGCCUUGAUUGUCAACACUGGAGACGCACUCGAAUUCCUGACGGGAGGCCUAUACAAGGCGACCAUCCAUCGUGUCGUUCAGCCUCCCAUCGACCAGCGGGGUUACACGCGGCUUGGGAUAAACUACUUCUGCUAUGCGAACAGGGACGUCAAGCUAGCUCCUCUCAUGGAGAGCCCAGUUCUUCGGCGGACGAUGCUCCAGCUGAAGUGCGACCCUUCCGUGGCUCCAACAAUGAGAGAGUGGGCUGUCGGCCGAAUCAUGACUUACGGAGGUACCAAGACCGAGUUGAGGCAAGGCAAGGAUGAG
Messenger RNA from Coniophora puteana RWD-64-598 SS2, 1047 nucleotides. Its product is annotated as Clavaminate synthase-like protein. The transcript is spliced from 10 exons. The record is from RefSeq and is a predicted model, not a curated record. The annotation marks the transcript as partial. Lineage: Eukaryota; Fungi; Basidiomycota; Agaricomycetes; Boletales; Coniophoraceae. Gene Ontology annotation, molecular function: dioxygenase activity.